Angiostrongylus costaricensis is the source of this 216-nucleotide messenger RNA. Lineage: Eukaryota; Metazoa; Nematoda; Chromadorea; Rhabditida; Metastrongylidae. The record is from the annotation of a GenBank genome assembly.
AUGACACCGGAGAAGGACAGUUUCUCGGAGCAUGAGACAGUAGAGAAGUCGGCAGCGUCGGCGUUUCUUCAACGCGAGUUUGGUUAUGAACAUCGAUUCGUUCGAACAAUUAACAAGCACAAACCGACGUUUGCGAUUGAAGAGAUGUGCAUCAAUACUGGCUUUCAAAAUCUCCGUCGUCCAUACACCGACAUCGAAACUAUGACGAAGAAGUAG